AUGUCCAGCAACGCAAACGUAGCUUCCUCCGCCGAGGCGACCGCCACCCCUUCCAACACCACCAAGCCCGUCGACGCCGCCGAGGGCAUCGACACCUCCGGCAAGGCGACUGCUGAGAUCCUGAAGGCCUUCAUCAUCGUCGGCAAGAUCCCCACCCACGAGCAGACCAUCAAGGACUUUGGCUUCGACCGCGCCCACUCCGAGCAUGACUCCUUCCAGCUUCUGAACGUCUACCGCCACGUCAUGACUACCACCCUCGACGUCGCGCCUUCCACCCUCCAGGCCUGGAUGUUCGAGGACAAGAAGGUCCUUCUGCGGAACAUGAUGUCGAAGCUGCGCGAGGCCCUCGAAAAGGGCCUCCCCAACCCGGAGGACGUCAAUCGGCUGAAGGACUCCUUCCGCUGGUACCUGUUGACCCGCAACCGCUACAUCUGGGACCCCGCCCACGCCAACGCCGAGACCCGCGCCAUCUUCAACGCCGCCGCCGCCAAGCCCCUCAACGGCAACCACGCCGACAUGCAGAAGCAGCUCGAGGCCAUGUUCGACGGCAUGGUCAAGGUCAGCAAGGAAAAGGAGGCCCGAGAGCCCCGCGGCGAGCCCGCCAACGCCGAGGGCGACCACGACCGCACCAGCUGCCACACCCUCCGCGCCGCCGACGGCCGCCCCGUCCUCCCCAUGAUGUACUGCCCCGGCAUGAACCUUAAGGGCAUCGCGGAUGAGCUCAAGGGAAUGCAGAAGGCGCAGGGCGGCGAGCCUGUCUUCCAGGACAUCACCCUCAACCACCCUGUGCCGGGCCAGCCCGGCGUCACGAAGCCCAUCACCCACAAGCUCGAGAUCAAGAUGGUUUCUGCCGAGGAGAUGUUUGGAAACGUGAAGAAGAGCGCGGAUGGUACUUUUCGCAGCAAGGCUGGCGAGGCCGGCUCAGAGAAGGAGAAGUAUCCCACUGACGAGGAGGUCGAGCGCAUGAUUCAGCAGAUGGUUGGAGGCAUGCGGCACGAGGAUGAGUAG
Colletotrichum karsti is the source of this 1008-nucleotide messenger RNA. RefSeq lists its product as uncharacterized. The coding region runs from base 1 to 1008 and encodes 335 amino acids. The transcript is spliced from 2 exons. NCBI's taxonomy places the organism in Eukaryota, Fungi, Ascomycota, Sordariomycetes, Glomerellales, Glomerellaceae. The record is from RefSeq and is a predicted model, not a curated record.